This is a messenger RNA of Ichthyophthirius multifiliis, 1251 nucleotides long. RefSeq names its product kinesin family member 17, putative. Gene Ontology annotation, molecular function: microtubule binding; microtubule motor activity; ATP binding. Gene Ontology annotation, biological process: microtubule-based movement. Lineage: Eukaryota; Ciliophora; Oligohymenophorea; Hymenostomatida. The transcript is spliced from 4 exons. The record is from RefSeq and is a predicted model, not a curated record.
AAAAAAAAAGCUCUUUAAAAAAAAAAAAAAAAUUCUUUAUACUCAAAUAUAAAAAAAUAGCAAAAAAUGGCAGAAACUGUAAAAGUAAUGGUUCGUUGUAGACCUAUGAAUAAAUAAGAAAUAGCCAAAAAUUGUUAAGCAAUAAUAGAUGUGGAUACAAAAAAAAAUUCCAUAACAAUUAAUUCUAAAGAAGGAGGAGUAGAUGGUGCUAAGACUUUUACAUAUGAUUGUGUAUUUUCUACUAAUAGUAUAUAGUAAAAUGUAUAUGAAAGUACAGCUUUUCCAUUAGUGGAGAGUGUGGUUGAAGGUUAUAAUGGCACAAUAUUUGCCUAUGGAUAGACUGGGUGUGGUAAAACACAUAGUAUGGUUGGAAUUCCUACCGAUGAGGUAGAAAAGGGUAUUAUUCCAAGAACUUUUUCCCAUUUAAUUAAUAUAGUAGAGAGCGCUAAUGAUAGGAAAUUUCUUAUUAGGUGCUCAUAUAUAGAAAUUUAUAAUGAAGAAAUUCACGAUUUAUUAGCAAAAGAUUGCAAAGCGAAAUUAGAAUUGAAAGAAUCACCCGAUAAAGGUGUUUUUAUUAAGGAUGUGACAAUGAACGUGGUAAAAAGUAUAGCUGAAAUGGAUAAAUGGAUGUCUAUAGGGACUGAUAAUAGAAGUGUUGGAGCCACGGCGAUGAAUAAGGACUCUUCAAGAUCUCAUUCUUUAUUUACUUUAUAUAUAGAAUGCUAAAUUAAAUCAGAAAUAGAAGGCUAAGAUGACUCUAUUACUGCUGGAAAACUUAAUUUAGUUGAUUUGGCAGGAUCUGAGAGGCAGAGUAAAACUUAGGCUACAGGAGAUAGACUUAAAGAAGCUACGAAAAUUAAUCUGUCUUUAAGUGCUUUAGGAAAUGUUAUUUCAGCUUUGGUUGAUGGGAAAACUUAACAUAUACCUUAUAGAGAUAGUAAAUUGACUAGACUAUUAUAAGAUUCUUUAGGAGGAAAUACUAAAACUAUUAUGAUUGCAGCUAUUUCGCCUGCAGAUUAUAAUUAUGAUGAAACUUUGAGUACUUUAAGAUAUGCCUCGAGGGCAAAAAAUAUAAAAAAUUAACCAAAAGUCAAUUAGGACCCUAAAGAUGCAAUGUUAAAGGAAUAUUAGGAAGAAAUAAAAAAAUUAAAAGAAAUAAGAGUUGGAAGAAACAAGGAAAAUUGUUAAAAAAUUAAGAUCGAAAUAUAAAUAAGCAACGUAGGAAGUAAAAGAUCUAUAAAAAGAAAAUGA